Messenger RNA from Ilex paraguariensis (yerba mate), 1161 nucleotides. NCBI's taxonomy places the organism in Eukaryota, Viridiplantae, Streptophyta, Magnoliopsida, Aquifoliales, Aquifoliaceae. The record is from the annotation of a GenBank genome assembly.
GUUCUUGAAGGAAGAUCUUACCGGUUGCAACAACCUUGGGUGGGGAUUGUUAAUCGUUCACAAGCUGAUAUAAACAAAAAUGUUGAUAUGAUUAUUGCAAGGCGGAAAGAACGUGAAUACUUUGCUACAAGUCCCGACUAUGGACACCUAGCUAGUAAAAUGGGUUCGGAGUAUCUUGCAAAACUUCUCUCAAAGCACUUGGAGACUGUAAUUAGGUCAAGAAUACCAAGUAUUACAUCUUUGAUUAACAAAAGCAUUGAUGAACUCGAAGCUGAGAUGGACCACCUUGGUAGGCCUAUUGCUGUCGAUGCAGGGGCUCAAUUGUACACCAUUUUGGAACUUUGCCGUGCUUUUGAUCGGAUAUUUAAGGAGCAUCUGGAUGGAGGGCGGCCUGGUGGUGAUCGAAUUUAUGGAGUUUUUGACAAUCAGCUUCCCGCUGCUUUGAGGAAGCUUCCAUUUGAUCGGCACCUUUCAAUACAGAAUGUCAGGAAAAUUGUUUCAGAGGCAGAUGGAUAUCAACCACACUUGAUCGCCCCUGAGCAAGGUUAUCGGCGGCUUAUUGAAGGGGCAUUAAAUUAUUUUAGGGGUCCAGCUGAAGCUUCAGUGGAUGCUGUUCACUUCGUCUUGAAGGAGCUUGUAAGGAAGUCAAUUGGAGAAUGUCAGGAGCUGAAGCGGUUUCCAUCUCUUCAAACUGCAAUAGCUGGAGCUGCCAAUGAAGCCUUGGAAAAGUUUCGUGAUGAAAGCAAGAAGACAACUCUUAGAUUGGUGGACAUGGAAUCUUCAUACCUGACUGUGGAUUUCUUCCGGAAACUUCCCCAGGAAGUGGAGAAAGGGGCAAACCCAGCUGCCACAACUAUUGACCGUUAUGCGGAGGGUCACUUCAGGAGAAUAGGCUCAAAUGUGUCCUCUUAUGUUAGUAUGGUUUCUGAGACACUCAGGAUCACAAUUCCCAAGGCAGUGGUUCACUGUCAAGUUAAGGAGGCCAAACAGUGUCUGCUCAAUUACUUCUAUACACAAAUUGGAAAGAAAGAGGGUAAGCAACUAGUAGAACUGUUAGAUGAAGAUCCAGCAUUGAUGGAGAGGAGGUUAGAGUGUGCAAAAAGGCUUGAGUUGUACAAGUCUGCCAGGGAUGAGAUUGAUUCUGUAGCAUGGGUUCGAUGA